AUGACGACAGCUGCCAGAUCGUCGAAUCGUGUCCGCGCUUUUGGGGAGCUUCUCGGUAAGCUCUUGUGCUUUUCAGCACAGAGGCACGAGAAGGUGAAACUCCAGCUCCACAAGCUCCUCUCCUUGCCCAGAAAAUGCACUGCUCUCAGGAGCUUCUUCUCGGCAAGCUCAUGCUCGGAAAACUUCAGCUCAACUUGGCUCCAGCAAUCUCCAAGCAGUCGAGAAGGUUUAGGUGGUGGGACGGGUUCUCCUUUUUGCGAACCGUCGCAAGUUCCAGGAUUGCUGUGCCUGUACUUGCGAUUCCCGGAAUGA
This is a messenger RNA of Symbiodinium natans, 312 nucleotides long. Lineage: Eukaryota; Dinophyceae; Suessiales; Symbiodiniaceae. The record is from the annotation of a GenBank genome assembly.